Puntigrus tetrazona (Sumatra barb) is the source of this 2150-nucleotide messenger RNA. RefSeq names its product interferon-induced GTP-binding protein Mx1-like. Gene Ontology annotation, cellular component: microtubule; cytoplasm; membrane. The transcript is spliced from 14 exons. The coding region runs from base 54 to 1967 and encodes 637 amino acids. Lineage: Eukaryota; Metazoa; Chordata; Actinopteri; Cypriniformes; Cyprinidae. Gene Ontology annotation, biological process: defense response to virus. The record is from RefSeq and is a predicted model, not a curated record. Gene Ontology annotation, molecular function: microtubule binding; GTPase activity; GTP binding.
UUAGGACACAUCAGUUUUUUCUUUUCAUUACAUAUUGCCGUUCGAGGAAAACAAUGCAUAGUCAGGAGGAAGAAAGCUUAUCUUCAGAGUCACAGACUCAUGGAGCAUUCCACGGUCAUUUCACUGAGUCUGUUCAGCCUUUGAUUGAGUUGAUCGACUCUCUGAGGUUGAUCGGCAUUGAUAAGGAUAUAGAUCUGCCAUCCAUUGCAGUGGUGGGAGAUCAGAGUUCUGGAAAGAGCUCGGUUUUGGAGGCACUCUCUGGGGUGGCUCUACCUCGAGGAAGUGGUAUUGUCACACGCUGUGCUCUUGAGCUGAAAUUGCGGAAUCUCAAGAAAGGAAAAUGGUCAGGGACCAUUUCUUACAAUGAUCACAAAGAGAGCUUUCAUGACCCACUUAUGGUGGAUAACUUUGUUAGAAAAGCUCAAAAUGAGCUCGCUGGAAAUACAGUUGGAAUAAGUGAUGAACAUAUUUCUUUGGAAAUUUCCUCUCCUGACGUUUGUGACCUCACUCUGAUCGAUCUACCUGGCAUAACCCGUGUACCCGUGCAAGAUCAACCUGAGGAUAUUGGAGAUCAGAUAAAAAAAUUAAUACUAAAAUAUAUUUCCAAAAGUGAAACCAUCAUUUUAGUUGUUGUGCCUUGCAAUGUUGACAUAACAACGACGGAAGCGCUUAGAAUGGCGCAACAUGUGGACCCCGAGGGACACAGAACUCUCGCAAUUCUCACAAAACCAGAUCUCAUCGACAGAGGGGCGGAGAUGGAUGUUUUGAAAAUUGUCCAGGGCAAAGUCAUUCCUCUCAGCAAGGGCUACAUUAUCGUGCGAUGUCGAGGUCAGAGUGACAUCAAUGACAAAAUCCCUCUGGAUAAAGCCAUAAACAUGGAAUUUAAAUUCUUUAGAAAACACAAAUACUUCAGCUAUCUACUGAAUGAUAAUAAAGCAUCUAUUCAGUGCCUGUCAAGGAAAUUAACCAAAGAACUGGUUGACCACAUCAAGAUAUCAUUACCACACGUAGCUGAGCAGAUUAACAGUCAGACAGUUAAUGUGAGAGAAGAACUUAAAAAGUACGAUCAGGGUCCACCUCUGCAGGAAGAAGAAAUGGGACCUUUUCUCAGUAAGAUAAUAUUAGAGUUCAGCGAUCAAAUCGAUGAACUGAGCAGAACAGGACAUUCAAAAGGCAAAAACAUUUAUGCACUUCUACGUCCUGUCUUCAAGAAAUGGGACAACCACCUGAGUGACACUAAAGAUUCCUUUGAGACAAAAGUGCAGGAAAUGAUAGACAAGUACAACGAGAACCAUCGUGGCAGAGAAUUGCUAACGUUCACUGAGUACACUGAAUUUGAAAACGUCAUCCAAAACCAUGUAGCAGCUCUUCAAGAGCCAGCUAUGGAAACACUGAAAGAUGUGCGAGAUAUUAUUCAAAACAAGUUUAAGGAAGUAUGUAAUUCAUGUUUUGUUCAGUACCCAACACUGAAACACAAUGUUUCUAAAAAGAUUGAUGAGAUUCAAACAAAACAAGAGGCCAAAGUGGAGAAAAGAAUCAAGGAGUUUAUUGAAAUGGAGCAUCUGAUUUUCACCCAGGACACAGUGUUGCAAAAAAAACUUGAUGAAUCAGACAUCCAUCAGAUGACUGGUCUGGAACAUCAUGAAAAACUCCGUGGAGAUGACACGGUUUUAAAUUCCAAAGGCUGUGCAGAGUUGGAUUCGAGAAAUCUAGUACCAGAAAAACUGGUUCUUUAUUAUGAUAUUGUCUAUCAACGCCUAACAGACUACGUGCCGAUGCUGGUAAUCCUCCUCAUGCUAAGGAAUGCAGCUAAGACACUGCGACAUGGCAUGCUGGAAAUGAGGAAAGUGGCGGAUGUGGUCGAUCUGCUAAAAGAAGACUUGGACCAAGGGCGCAGGAGAAAUGAGCUAAAGCAGCGUCUGGAAAGCCUCUUACAAGCUCAAGAACUAAUAAACAACAGACAAUGAAACAUCUUCAUAAACAUAGAGGCUGCAGAAAUUGGCCACUGGAUAUACGACAAAUGAGUUUUAAAUUCUAAUGAUCAAAUCAUGAUAGCAAAGCAUAACAAGUGCUUUAUUUCGAAUCACCAGUUGCUGAAUGGGAAUGUCAGCUCAAUUUAUUACAUGUACACACACACACACACACACACA